AUGAAUAAAGGACAAACGUGGAACGACAACGGUAAGGAAGGAUAUGUGCAGGACCCUGAGGCGCUGUAUCGGAGCGACUUCUUCGGCGGUCUUGGAUGGAUGAUGCUCCGAUCUCUCUGGACAGAGGAGCUGUCGUCCAAGUGGCCACAGUCGUUCUGGGACGAUUGGAUGCGCGAACACGAGCAGCGCCGCGAGCGCGCCUGCAUCCGUCCAGAGAUCUCCCGCACACGCACGUUUGGCAGGAUUGGCGUGUCCCGCGGGCAGUUCUUUGACCAGUACCUCAAGUAUAUUCAGCUCUCAGACGCGGACAUUAAGUUUACACAGAAGGACUUGUCGAAUCUUCUGAAGGACAACUAUGAUCUCGCUUUCCUCGAAGAAGUCUACGUCAAGGCCCAGCUCGUGAACGUGGACGACGUUGAGCGGGGCGGGGGCGAUUUGCUGCGCAUCGAAUACAGCGCGGACCGCCGCGGUGACUUUGAAGGCAUCGCCAAGCGCAUCGGCAUCAUGGACGACUUGAAGGACGGUGUGCCACGAACAGCGUAUUUUGGCGUCGUCACGUUCAGAUAUCACGGCAAAAAGAUCCACCUUGCCCCGCGCCGCCCCUGGCACGGCUAUCCAGAAUAGACACACACACACACACACACACACACACACACACACAC
Salpingoeca rosetta is the source of this 662-nucleotide messenger RNA. RefSeq lists its product as uncharacterized. Bases 1 to 624 code for a protein of 207 amino acids. The record is from RefSeq and is a predicted model, not a curated record. Gene Ontology annotation, molecular function: alpha-1,3-mannosylglycoprotein 2-beta-N-acetylglucosaminyltransferase activity. NCBI's taxonomy places the organism in Eukaryota, Choanoflagellata, Craspedida, Salpingoecidae. The transcript has 7 exons. Gene Ontology annotation, cellular component: Golgi apparatus.